Messenger RNA from Globicephala melas (long-finned pilot whale), 1492 nucleotides. It is a transcript of the gene CLIC1, whose product is annotated as chloride intracellular channel 1. Lineage: Eukaryota; Metazoa; Chordata; Mammalia; Artiodactyla; Delphinidae. The record is from RefSeq and is a predicted model, not a curated record.
CUGGGUGUGGAGUACGCUGGACUGGUCGAAAGGCCGCGUCUGGAGUGAGCGGGUCUGAUCGGGCUCUUGCGGUGCUGCAGGGCGAGUAGUCCCAGGUCUGGGGGAGAGAAUCUUUUCUGUGAGACCGCCUUCUCCCUGGCCCCGCCCCCUCCCAGUUCCCCCAGAGACGGCCGCUUCCUGGUCCCCGUCGCAACCAUGGCCGAAGAACAACCGCAGGUCGAAUUGUUCGUGAAGGCUGGCAGUGACGGGGCCAAGAUCGGGAACUGCCCCUUCUCCCAGAGACUGUUCAUGGUGCUCUGGCUCAAGGGAGUCACCUUCAAUGUCACCACUGUUGACACCAAAAGGCGGACUGAGACGGUGCAGAAGCUGUGCCCAGGAGGGCAGCUCCCAUUCCUGCUGUAUGGCACUGAAGUGCACACAGACACCAACAAGAUUGAGGAAUUUCUGGAGGCGGUGCUGUGCCCUCCCAGGUACCCCAAGCUGGCAGCUCUGAACCCUGAAUCCAACACAGCUGGGCUGGACAUAUUUGCCAAAUUCUCUGCCUACAUCAAGAAUUCAAACCCAGCUCUCAAUGAUAACCUGGAGAAGGGACUCCUGAAAGCCCUGAAAGUUUUAGACAAUUACUUGACAUCCCCUCUCCCAGAUGAAGUAGAUGAGACCAGCGCUGAGGAUGAGGGCAUCUCUCAGAGGAAGUUUCUGGACGGCAAUGAGCUCACUCUGGCUGACUGCAACCUGUUGCCAAAGCUCCACAUAGUACAGGUGGUAUGUAAGAAGUACCGAGGAUUCUCCAUUCCGGAUGUGUUUCGGGGAGUGCAUAGGUACCUGCGCAAUGCCUAUGCUCGGGAAGAGUUUGCCUCCACCUGUCCAGAUGAUGAGGAGAUCGAGCUGGCCUAUGAGCAAGUGGCCAAGGCCCUCAAAUAAGCCCCUCCUGGAGCUCCCUCGCCCCCCUCCAUUUUCUCCACAAAGGCCCUGGGUGGUUUCCACAUGGUUACCCAAUGGACACACUCCAAAAUGGCCAGUGGGCAUAGAAUCCUGGAGCACCUGUGCAGGGCUUGCUGGGGGGGAUGAGGAGAAAGGAGGGGGGAUCUGGGUGAGAUUUUUACUAUGGGGUGGGUAGGACAACGUAUUUCAGUAAUAAAGUACAGAAUGAAAAUCUAGUGCUUUGGGACUUCCCUGGUGGUACAGUGGUUAAGAAUCCACCUGGCAAUGCAGGGAACAUGGGUUCGAGCCUUGGUCCGGGAAAAUCCCACAUGCCACGGAGCAGCUAAGCCUGUGCGCCACAACUACCGAGCCUGUGCUCCAGAGCCUGUGAGCCCGGGUGCAAAAACUACUGAAGCCCGCGCGCCUAGAGCCGGUGCUCCCGCAACAAGAGAAGCCACCGCAAUGAGAAGCCCGCGCACCGCAACAAAGAAUAGCAGCCCCUGCUCCGCAACUAGAGAAAGCCCGCGCAUAUCGAUGAAGACCCAACGCAGCCAAACAUAAAUAAAUAAUU